Hibiscus syriacus is the source of this 1681-nucleotide messenger RNA. RefSeq names its product phospholipase A1-Igamma1, chloroplastic-like. Lineage: Eukaryota; Viridiplantae; Streptophyta; Magnoliopsida; Malvales; Malvaceae. The record is from RefSeq and is a predicted model, not a curated record. Gene Ontology annotation, molecular function: glycerophospholipase activity. The coding region runs from base 1 to 1560 and encodes 519 amino acids. Gene Ontology annotation, biological process: lipid metabolic process. The transcript has a single exon.
AUGGAGUUGUCGCCAAUGAGAAACAUGGGCAAGAAACCAGAAAAGCAAAGAAGUAACAAAAGGGUGUGGAGAUUGAAACUCAGUGUUACAUGGCAGCGUAUAAAAACUGCCAUGAAAUCCCGUCUGAGGAACGGCCUUUCCAAUCUCAACAAGCUCUCCACCCUGAAACUCAACCACCAUGAUCUGGCCAUCAUUAGGCCGAUUCGACACGUGAUGAAAAAGAAGAAGAAGACGGUACGUCCCACGAUGCCUUUGGCUCAGCUCAUCCGGUUGCCGUACACGGCGGCGGAUUUCAUCGACCGAGGCGAUGCCAUGACGCCCACCAAGUCACCUGUGGAGAAUGUAUCCACGCUAUGGCGUGAGCUUCAUGGUUUGCAUGACUGGGAUGGGCUAAUGGAGCCACUCCACCCUUGGCUGAGGCGAGAGAUCGUCAAGUAUGGAGAAUUUGUCGAGGCGACAUACGAUGCUUUCGAUUUCGAUCCCUUAUCGGAGUUUUGCGGAAGCUGUAGGUAUAAUCCGAAUAAACUGUUUGAAGAACUAGGCCUUACUAAGCACGGUUACAAGGUUACCAAGUACAUUUAUGCGAUGUCACAUGUCGAUGUUCCCGAAUGGUUCGAGAGGUCUUAUUGUACUUGGAGUAAGGAUUCCAACUGGAUGGGGUAUGUCACGGUUAGCGGUGAUGCCGAAACCACGAGAAUCGGGAGGAGAGACAUCCUCGUGGCAUGGCGGGGCACGGUGGCUCCGACCGAGUGGUACAGUGACCUAAGAACAAGCCUGCAGCGUCUUGGCAAGACCAAUAUCAAGGUCCAAAGUGGAUUCCUCGGAGUCUAUUGCUCAAAGGGAGAGUUCACAAGGUACAACAAGUUGAGUGCAAAAGAACAAGUCAUGGAAGAAAUCCAGAAGCUCGUUGCAUUCUUCCGAGACAGAGGCGAGGAAGUAAGCUUAACAAUCUGUGGUCAUAGCCUUGGUGGUGCAUUAGCACUCCUCAAUGCCUACGACGCAGCGACUUACUUCCCCGAUCUCGUCAUUAGCGUCAUCUCCUUCGCUGCACCAAGAGUCGGGAACAUACAUUUCAAAGAGAAGCUCAACGAACUAGGAGUCAAGACGCUAAGGGUCGUCAUCAAGCAAGAUAUAGUCCCAAAAUUACCCGGGUUUAUACUGAACACCAUUCUUAACAAGUUCACAGCAGUCACAGGGAGAUUGAAAUGGAUCUACAGGCAUGUCGGCAUGCAAUUGAAGCUUGACAUGCACCAUUCACCCUAUUUAAGGCGCGAUCCCGAUUAUACAGGAUGUCAUAACUUAGAGAUAUACCUUCAUCUGUUAGAUGGAUACGUUAGCAAGACAUCGAAGUUCCGUUGGAAUGCGAGAAGGGAUGUUGCCUUGGUGAACAAGUCAACCAAUAUGUUGAUAAAGGAAUUGAAGAUCCCAGAGUGUUGGUAUGAAAGGCCAUUCAAGGGACUUGUGCUGAACCAAUAUGGUAGAUGGGUUAAACCAGGGAGACAAGCUGAGAACAUUCCUUCUCCACUUAGCAUUGAAUCCCAAAACCAACCUCCAUUUUAGAUAGAUCGAGAGUUUUUUUUUCUUUUUUCUCUGUUAAUAAGAUUCUUUGAGCAAAUAUAAUUUCUUGACUUGGUUUUAACUAAAAAUGAAUUGUUGAAUUCAACAUUACACGUUGGCAUCC